AAGUGCUUCCCCGCGAUACUUCUGUCUUGGUUAACAGUCGCUGUUAUUUUGCGUUUCAGCUCGAGUUCGGCAGAGAUGGAGUACGUAAACCCCGAAGGACUUCGCUUGGAUGGUCGCCGUCCCAUGGAAAUGAGACAAAUUCGAGCAGAGAUUGGUUCAGUUGCUAAAGCUGACGGGUCUGCUUUGUUUGAGAUGGGCAACACCAAAGUCAUUGCAGCAGUAUAUGGCCCUAGAGAGGUCCAAAAUAGGAGUCAACAAAUUAGCGACAAGGCGCUGGUGCGCUGCGAGUAUAGCAUGGCUAAUUUUAGUACUGGGGAUCGAAUGAGAAAACCAAAGGGUGACAGACGAUCCACAGAGAUAUCUCUGGUUAUUCGCCAGACCAUGGAAGCUUGCAUAAUGACACAUUUGAUGCCUCGGUCUCAGAUAGAUAUUUUUGUCCAAGUUCUCCAAGCUGAUGGAGGGACUAGAUCUGCAUGUAUCAAUGCUGCAACUUUGGCCCUUGCAGAUGCUGGGAUUCCUUUGCGGGAUCUUGUUACUUCAUGUAGUGCUGGGUACCUUAACAGCACUCCUCUGCUUGAUUUGAACUACGUAGAAGAUAGUGCUGGAGGUCCUGAUGUCACUGUAGGGUUUCUACCUAAGUUGGACAAAGUGACUCUUCUUCAGAUGGAUUCUAAGUUAUCAAUAGACCUUUUUGAAAAUGUCAUGCAACUUGCAAUUGAAGGCUGCAAAGCAGUAGCAAAUUACAUUCGGGAAAUACUGCUAGAGAAUACCAAGCAACUAGAGUAUCGCCGGGGUUUAUAGUUUACAAGCAUGGCGUCUCUUCUCUGACCUCUCGUUCCUUGGAAGCUGCAGCUUGGCCUGAUCAGUGUUGAACUCUUUUUGAACUCUUAUAACUGGCACCUGUUUAUGGUUGGGAUUGUGGUAAAGUAUGUUUACCUCAGCUCUUGGAAAUACAUUUUUGUGGGUUAUAUCUUAAGCUUGUUCUAAUGAUGCCUUCUUGCUUGUAUUUGAAACCAUAAACUGAAUUUUGAGUCGGAGAGAAUUUUGAUCAAGAGAGCCAUGGAGUUUUAUGUUUC
Molecule: messenger RNA, 1076 nt
Organism: Juglans regia (Persian walnut)
Lineage: Eukaryota; Viridiplantae; Streptophyta; Magnoliopsida; Fagales; Juglandaceae
Product: exosome complex component RRP41 homolog
Exons: 12
Coding region: 76-801 (241 amino acids)
Biological process (GO): U4 snRNA 3'-end processing; rRNA catabolic process; poly(A)-dependent snoRNA 3'-end processing
Cellular component (GO): cytoplasmic exosome (RNase complex); nuclear exosome (RNase complex); nucleolus
Source: RefSeq, a predicted model, not a curated record